AUGUCUACUCAAAAAAAGACUAUCGACUUUGAUCCUUAUAAAGUACUUCAACUUCAAUCUGGAUGUACAUCGUCUCAAGUCGACAAAGCCUACAAGAAAAUGGCAUUAAAAUGGCAUCCAGACAAGAAUCCAGACCAAAAAGAACGUGCUCAACAAAUGUUUUUGAAAAUUUAUCGGGCAUUUGAAUUCCUCAAAGACGAGAUUGCACGGGGGGAUUAUGACGAACAAAUCGCAGCAAAACGGAAAAGAGCGGAAUUUGAAGAAACUAGGCAAGCAACGAGCUCGAAGGAAAGACUUGCACAUUUGACAAAACUUCGCGAGGCUGAAAAAAAUGCUGCGGCGGCAAGAGCAGGCGAAAAAAGGAAAGCAGAAACUAGGGAUUCCUUAAUUGAAGAAUUGAGAAGGGAAGGGGCUAAAAUGAUGCAACAAAUGAAGGAGGAACAUGAAAAGCAGCAAAGGAAUGAAAGUCAAUUAAUGUCUGACCAACAGAAAAAACAACAGAAAAACCAACAAAAGGACAUUAACAAGGAGCUAAGUAAUGAUGUAGAUGAAUUAGAAAGGGCGUUAUUUGGAGGGAAUUUCAUGAAACGAACUACAGUUCGCUUGGAAAAACAGCAGAGGGCUCAACAGCAACAAAAAGCUCGUGAAGAUAUAUUUACUGGUAUAAUGGCAGUAGAUCCUCCAAAAUAUUAUCCAACCGCUGAGCACAUCGACGAUGACCCGAAUUGGACGCUUGGUGGUGUUAUGAGCGAGUGGCGCUAUACAGUUUUGGAAAAUAUGAGAUUUGGGCGCUUCUCUUUUAAAGGACAAAAUCCGGAGGUUGAGAAAUUGAUGGAGUUUCACGAACGCAGAAGACUUUGCUUGCCUGACUUGGAUCCGAAGAACAGCGAUGACGAAGAAAAUGCAGAUGGAAGUGAUUCUACUGAGGAAGGACAGAUAAGCGAGGAGGAUGAGAAACCAGCUUAUUCAUCAACUGAAAGAAAAAGGAAAGGAAAUUUUGAAAAUGCUGGAAAGAAAACUUUUGAAAAUUCGAAUAAAAAAAGGAAAUGGGAUGGAGGACGACACUUUAAAGUUACUGGAAGGUUUCCAAAGAAAUGA
Messenger RNA from Meloidogyne enterolobii, 1098 nucleotides. The record is from the annotation of a GenBank genome assembly. Lineage: Eukaryota; Metazoa; Nematoda; Chromadorea; Rhabditida; Meloidogynidae.